AUGGUUUCCCGUCCAUACUAUCCUCCUCCUCACCCACACGCUAAGAAUGGAGCGAGAUAUCCAUCUGGCCGCUCAUGUGCCCCUUACCUCUCCUAUUCGGAACGGCGGUACCAGCUUCCAUCACACGACGCCCAGGUUAUCACCAUGACUGAUACACAGACCGAAGAAACGACGCCGCCACGGAAACGCAUUGCUGUUGCUUGUGGACGAUGUCGCAAGCGCAAAAUCCGCUGCAGUGGGGACUCGGGCGGUGGACAGCCAUGUGACAAUUGCAAAAACUCAGGAACCGAGCAAUGCCUCUUUCUACGGGUACGAUCAACCUUGCUGCCCCAGCCGGGCGGGCCCUCGAACAACACAAGUUGCACACACCAUGAUGAACUUCUUCUUCUCCCCCUGCUUGGCGGCUGCAGUCGAUCUGACAUGGUUCGUGAUUCACAGGUCCAAUCACAAGAGGCGCCCAUGCGGGAAGAUUGCAGAUAUGAUUACAACAUGGACAUCUCUCGGUCGCUUGCGCAGCGCGGGGCUGCGGCUGCGUCCAUGGCGCACAUGAGCACUGCCAUGACCCAGUAUCCGCAGGACAUGCAACACCUCUUGGGCCCUGCGACGGGAGCGCUACCAGCAGCAGCUUCGUACCGGGGCAAUGGAUAUUCCCCGAUCGGACCUGAGUGGGCGGACGCCUACGGCUCAGACGCGAGCGUCGACUACGCGCUGAGCUGCCCGCCGUACCCAGUCCUCAACAACGAUCCUGUUCACAUGGUCUCGAGUUAUGGACACUGGCCUGCUGCUGCUGCCUCCCGACAGAGGGCCGGCGGUCAUGGCGCCAACGGCGUUUGCCUGGACUCGGACGCAGGGUACGCCUACAGUGCCAUGUCAAGUAAUACUACCGCCCUCGCCCCUCGCCCAGCGGUGUCUGUGCCUGGAGAUUCGUCUGCCUAUUCUUUCUCUGGUAUCGCUGCUUCCCUCCCGUCCGCUGGCAGUGAGAGACUUCUCCCAACGCCUAUCUCGCAGACGCUGGGUAAUGGCUCUGGAAACAACAGCUACCGUGGCGACGGUCUUCUGUCCGGAUACGGCGCCUCCAGGCCUGGUCAGGGCUCUACUGCUGUGUCUGGUGUGACGAUCUGUCAGACCACACCUGUUGCACCUCUUUCUACCGACGUGACAGCGGCCGCGGUUGGUUAUGCCAGCUCUGCGUACGAGUAUGCGACAGCGGCGAGGUCCUCGCAGCAGCAUGGUGGCAACCCAGCAGUUACAUAUGCAGCAGCCUCGUCGGGAGGGAGCGAGACCAUCUUUGGUCCGUCAGAUCGCAGCGCAGCGACGCAGGGCUCAGCUGUGGACCUUUCUGGGUAUACGUACGGUGCGGCCAGCCCUGCUGUAGAGUCGCCGAGCAUGCCACGAGCAUCGUCUGGAUCUAUACAUGGCCUCACAUCCCGAUCGGUGGCAGAGAGCAGCCCUAGCAGCGCAGGCUAUGUUGAGAGUGAUAGUAGUGCAUCAACUCCUCGCCCAUCUGGAGCAUACCAACAUCAAUCUCCUUCUCAUGGACACACCCACAGUCACGUUGGUGCUGCUGCUGCUUCUAUUCCUCAUCAUCCACACCAUCAUCAACACCACCACCAACAACAUCACGGAGUGUCACACCACGCCUCUCCACGCCAUGCAAGCCGCCAUCUCUCACAGCAGCAGCAGCAGCAGCAGCAGCAGCAUGCUAUCACGAGCAGCACGGCCUACGGAGAAGUGUCGUCUGGCCGCAGCAGUGGUAGUAGCAGCAGCGGCCUUCUUGGAGGUCCUACUGGUGGUACAAUAGCGGCUACAGACAGCCAUCGAGUCAGCGUCACCUCCCAUCGCUAA
Molecule: messenger RNA, 1845 nt
Organism: Cryphonectria parasitica EP155
Lineage: Eukaryota; Fungi; Ascomycota; Sordariomycetes; Diaporthales; Cryphonectriaceae
Exons: 2
Coding region: 1-1845 (614 amino acids)
Biological process (GO): regulation of DNA-templated transcription
Molecular function (GO): zinc ion binding; DNA-binding transcription factor activity, RNA polymerase II-specific
Source: RefSeq, a predicted model, not a curated record